CUUUUGCUAUCGACGCGCUCUGUCUAGACUCACUCCGUCACAAAUGGCUCUAAACUGCGAGCCUUUGUGCUGUUUCAGCGAAAGAUUAUACUUUACUACAUUUCCACACCCCCCUCCAACCCCAAACUCUCUGAACCGUCUCGCGUCAGAAUCAGGGAUACAACCGCCGCUUCGCUCACGGUCUCGUGAAGACCCCAAAGCAUGUCCCAAAGAUGAAGAUGUACCCUAUUACUUCUUCACCAUCGACGACCAGCUCUUGUACCUAUCUUUCUAUAAAGAUUGGGGACCUUUGAACCUCGCGCAGGUCUACAAGGCCUGCAUCCUGAUACAUGAAUUGCUGGAGGAUAAGGAACUGGCCAACCACAGGCUCGUCCUAUACUCAUCGAGUAACCCCAAGCGCAAAGCAAAUGCCGCGCUCCUGAUGGCUCUCUAUGUGAUGAUCGUGCAACGCCGUGCGCCUUGGGAAGCGUUCCAUCCAAUAGCAGAGCUCGAGUUCAUGCCCUUUAGAGACGCUGGAAAGGGCCCUUCAGAUUUCAAUCUAAAUAUCCAAGACUGCCUUUGGGGAGUAUGGAAAGCGAUGCAACACGGUCUUUGCGACAUGAACGAGUUCAGUGUCGAGGAGUACGAGUACUACGAGAAAGUGGAGAACGGAGACUGGAAUUGGUUAACCCCGGGAUUCAUUGCGUUCGCGUCACCCAACGACCCCAAUUACAUCCAUGCCCGGAAGGACAUUCACGAUUCGCCAGGUCUAUCGCGCUCGACGUCUGGUAGCAGUAACCUGGCUCUCCAACGCAAACUACCGACAACCUUCCAGAACUGCCUCGACUACUUCCAAAAGCGAAACAUCAAACUGGUCGUGCGACUCAACACAAAGUUAUACGACAAGAAAGCCUUUCUUGAUGUCGGAAUCGAUCACCUGGAACUAUACUUCGAUGAUGGAACAAACCCCACGGACGAAAUUGUCCGAACUUUCCUGGACGUCUCCGACCGCAUUAUUGAAAGUGGUGGUGUCGUUGCUGUUCACUGCAAAGCAGGUCUCGGUCGAACUGGUACCCUCAUUGGUGCUUAUUUGAUCUGGAAGUACGGCUUCACAGCAAGCGAAGCUAUUGCUUUCAUGCGUAUUGUGCGCCCUGGUAGCGUGGUCGGUCCACAGCAGCAGUACAUGUAUUUGAAGCAGCUGGAGUGGACCAAGUGGGCGGCCCUAGACGAGUUGAAAAAACAACAACUCAAAGACAAUACCACACCACCCUCUACGGCCGUUGCAGCACCUGCUACACCGCCUGCCGAAUCCGACGAAGAGAUGGAGAACCGCGAGGGGACGCCACCGAUGAAUACCGUUUCAUUACCCCCAGUUACCCCGAGUCGACAUGUUGCUGUGGCUGCUGCCAAGGCCAAGGCCAUUCCCGCACCUGGCCAACCACGGAAAACCCCGAACGCGAAGCGUGUCGCCCAAGUGUUAGAGGACGACGAAGACGAAGAAAACGACGUGCUACCUUCCCUCGACCUUGUCCCUGCCGCCAAGAAGGCUAGGACCUCAAAUCCAAGGACAGUGACGAGCUCGGAGCAGAUAUCACGAGUGACGAGAUCUGGAGUGGACCGGGCCAAUCCCAGAAAAGCUGCUGCUCCAGCACGUCCACCUGAGUCACCUGUCAAGAACGCUCGCCAAGCUCCCAACAAGAUCCCUCGCCUCGCCCCUACAACCAGACCCAACACUAGAGCUGCAGCUAACGCCGCACAGCAACUCCAAACACGCACCCUGCGUAACGCAGGGCCGUCACCAGCGCCGUCCCGUCUACCCACUUUAAUCCCCAAGAAACACCAAGCUACCCUCAGCGAGUCCAAUCCCGUGGCGGCUACCAAGAAGAAGGCCGCAGCUGGAUCUCCUGAUGCAUGGGUAAACAACAACCCAGCAGCCGUCGUCGUCCCAGCAUCCAAAUCCGCUCGGCCUGGUCUGAGACCAGUUCGAAGACGGAGAAGCAGUUUCAGCAAUGCUGAUAUUGUUGCAUGA
Molecule: messenger RNA, 2008 nt
Organism: Coprinopsis cinerea okayama7#130
Lineage: Eukaryota; Fungi; Basidiomycota; Agaricomycetes; Agaricales; Psathyrellaceae
Product: phosphoprotein phosphatase
Exons: 5
Coding region: 44-2008 (654 amino acids)
Biological process (GO): regulation of exit from mitosis; positive regulation of cytokinesis; protein dephosphorylation
Cellular component (GO): nucleolus; mitotic spindle; centrosome
Molecular function (GO): protein serine/threonine phosphatase activity; protein tyrosine/serine/threonine phosphatase activity
Source: RefSeq, a predicted model, not a curated record